Cebus imitator (Panamanian white-faced capuchin) is the source of this 728-nucleotide messenger RNA. RefSeq names its product proline-rich proteoglycan 2-like. The record is from RefSeq and is a predicted model, not a curated record. The transcript has a single exon. The coding region runs from base 201 to 620 and encodes 139 amino acids. NCBI's taxonomy places the organism in Eukaryota, Metazoa, Chordata, Mammalia, Primates, Cebidae.
AGCAGAGGGCGCGUGGCUCUCAGCGCUCAGUGCGGCGCGCUCCCCGCGCCUGAAGGAUCGUAUCCCUUUUUGCCCCAAGGUCAUAGCUCCUAACCAGCUUGCCAGCCCCAGGCCGGGGACACCAGAGAGGGAGCCCUUCGGGCUGGAGACCCCGGCGCGUGUGGUGGGGGGAGGGCUCCGGGGCCGGGAGACAGAUCACAAUGGGGACAGGGGAUGAAAGGCGCCAGGGGCCCGGGUCCCGAGCUGUCCCCGCCGCCGCCAGACUCCGCGCCCGGGAGGGGGAUGGGGUGCGCGUAGACGCUCCGCGGCCCCAGUCGGACGGAGGAGCCCAGGAGCCGCCGCAGCCGCCGCGCGCCGAGAGCGCCGAGCCUCGCUGCCAGCUCAGGACACCGGGGCCGGGCCGCGGGCCGAGGGGAGCCGGGCAGCGGGAAAGGAGCCCCGGAGCCCCGCCGAGCGCCGGCCGAGAGGGCGUUUUCCCCGCCCCCGGAGCCUGGCCCGCCCGGCCCGCCCCGAGCGCGGGGAGAUCACCUCCGCCCGUCACCUCCUCCCCUGUCGCCCAGGUCCACCCGGGCCCCCUCCCCCGGGCCGCCCCCGAGCACGAAGUUGGCGGGAGCCUAUAAAAGCCGGUGCCGGCGCGACCCGCGGACACACAGUGCAGGCGCCCGAGCCGCCGCCGCCGCUAGACCGUUGCCGAUUCCUGCCCUGCCCCGACCGCCGGCGCGACCAUG